Messenger RNA from Thamnophis sirtalis, 4922 nucleotides. RefSeq names its product insulin like growth factor binding protein 4 (gene IGFBP4). Gene Ontology annotation, biological process: regulation of insulin-like growth factor receptor signaling pathway. Gene Ontology annotation, molecular function: insulin-like growth factor I binding; insulin-like growth factor II binding. Gene Ontology annotation, cellular component: extracellular region. NCBI's taxonomy places the organism in Eukaryota, Metazoa, Chordata, Lepidosauria, Squamata, Natricidae. The record is from RefSeq and is a predicted model, not a curated record.
UACAGAGUCCCCCUCGCUGGAGAUCAGGCAGUCUGCUCUGGCAGCAAGGCUAUUCUUUGCAGCCUUUGCUUCUUGGCCCUUCAUUCUCCAGGACCGCAGCCUGCUUAUCAUGCCCUCCCAUGGGGUGUCUGUUGCCCUGCUGCUUCUAGCCCAGGUGGGCUUUUCUGUGAGCCUUGAGGCUAUUCAGUGCCCUCCAUGCUCUGAGGAGAAGCUGGCACGCUGCAGGACACCCUCUGGAUGUGAGGAGCUGGUGCAGGAACCAGGCUGUGGAUGUUGUGCCACAUGUGCCUUAACAAAGGGGAUGCUCUGUGGGGUAUACACAUCUCGCUGUGGUUCAGGGCUGCGGUGUUACCCACCACGGGGAAUGGAAAAACCCUUGCACACACUCAUGCAUGGCCAAGGUGUUUGCAUGGACCUGUCUGAAGUCGAGGCGAUCCAAGAGAGCAUGCAGUCAACAGAGCAGGUAGAGAUUGAGCUCCCUCCCACCAACAACUUCAGCCCCUGCAACAUCCAUGACCGUAAAUGUCUGCAGAAACAACAAGCAAGAGCACGGGAACGAAUAAACAAUGGUGUCAAGAUGUGGAACCCCAUACCCCGGGAGGACAUCCGGCCACUGGUCCAAGGCUUGUGUCAGAGUGAACUUCAGAGAUCCUUAGAGAGACUAGCAGCUUCCCAAACCCGAACCCAUGAGGACCUUUACCUCAUUCCCAUCCCUAACUGUGACCAAAAUGGAAAUUUUCAUCCCAAACAGUGUCACCCAGCUUUGGAUGGGCAACGAGGGAAAUGUUGGUGUGUGGAUCGGAAAACAGGGUUGAAAUUGACAGGAAGUCUGGAAGUGAAGGAAGAUUUGGAUUGCCAUCAGCCUGUAGAUGGAGUGGAAGAGUGACCAGGCUGAUAAGUGGACAAUAAGACUUGCCUUGACAAUCUGCCAAGGAAACUUGUUGUACUUAGUGUUUGAUAAGUAGAUGCAAUGCAAACUGGGAGUUACCACAAUGCCUUUUUUUUUCCUGAGAGGGAAUAAUAGCAGUAAUGGCUGCCUCUCUCCUCAAAAUAACUGCAUUAAUCUAAACACAAUGUGGUUUAGUCAAUCCGUUUCUCUCUGCUGUUUAACUGGGUAGCUAUUUGCAUUCAUGGAUCAUUCUUCACUGACAAUGGAAAUUAUAUUCCCUGUGAAUGACCAUUGAUGACAAAAAGCCCCAUUGGCUUUAAUCUUGAGUACCUCAAUUAAGUCUUUUGAGAGUUUCCUCUGAGUAGACCUGCUCUUGUUUUUGGUAUAAACUGUUGGGGAACUUGCUCUUCUCCUACUGAGAAAGGGAAAAAGAAAAGAAAAGCUCUUUCCCACACUUUUCUUAAAGGUCCACUAAAGUCUGAGAUGGUUCAGUAGUGCCUAGACUUCUUCCAUCCUAAUAUACUUGAUCUUCUUAAUGCAAGGGAUAAAUUACAUUUAGGAUGAGAAAAAGUAUGCUUAUUUAAAAGGCCUCAUUUUCUAGCCAUGAUACACCAGUCUUCAUUCCUGGAACCGGUUUUUAUUGCUAUAGCCUUGAAACACUUUAAAGCAACAAUAUAGAUUAGAGCAUUUUUGAACAAAAUGCUCUAAUUUGUAUUAAUCAGACAAACUUUUCUCAAUCCCUUGUUUCUCCAAAUCAGAGUUUUACUUUGAAUUUAGGAUGUCCUUUCCAUAAUUUCAAGUAAAGCUUUAAUUUAAAACAAUUGUUACAAUUGUUAAUUCAUAUUCCAAAUAUGAAGGGGUACAAAAAACUCAAAUCAUAAUAUAUAAUAAUUAAAACCAUGUUUCUGCAUUCAUGCAUUUAAAAAAUCAGAAAAAAAGAUAGCUGGUAUAAUUCAGCUGAUGUUUCUAUCCUUGCUCAGUAAUUAACUAUUCAGUAUAUUUUCAAACAGUAAGAUAAUCUUUGCUGCAUAAGAUGGCAUCUUUGAAAUCUGGAAAAAUGAGAUUCUAAUCUAGGGCAUUUGGUAAAAAUAAUAAUGACUUCCAAUUUGUAGUAAUAGUGACAAAAGAACUUUUAGAAAUUGGCAUGGGAGCCGGAUUUAGCAACAUUUUCAAGGAUUGUGCUUUGGCUUAUUUGAAUAAAAUAAGGGUGUAGGAGGGAAAUCCUAAAAAUGGGCCUCUAUAUUUAUUUAAUUUACAUUGGAGAUAGGAUUCAGAUUCACCUGAUAUAGCUAUUUGCUUUCUUUUCCUUUCCUGUUAAAUGUAGAGUAAUUAUAGCCCUGGUAUUAAGAGAUGUACCCAACCCAAGACUACUUCAAAUCUGGAAACAAAAGUGAACAUGUUUAGAGUACCCAAGACUGAAUUUGUCCAUUCUAGAGUCCAAUCCGAUUUAUUAUUAAAAACAAGGCCAUUUUUUUUCUAGCUUCUUUUGAGUGUUAAAAAGUUUCUAGUUAAAGAGCAAUAAAAUUAAUGCCAUCAGACAAUCUUGCUGCAGAACAAGGAAUCCCUUCCUCAAAUGAAAUAUGUCUCGCUAGCAAGUAGAGUUUGCAACAUUGGGGGUGGGGGUGGAGGAGAUAAGAGACUCCCAGCCCCCUUGCUGGAGUUUCAUAAAAAUCUUCAGUUUGGACUGCCAAAAUUUAUUGGCAAAACCAUUAAUUUUCUAUGGGGCAAUUUCUCACAUUUUGCCUUUAAAAGGACAAGAUAGAUCACCAUGAGUGCAAAGUAAUUCAUUAUCCUUUUUUAAUUAUAUCCCCCAGAUUAGAAUGUUCUUCCUGACUAUAAAUACAUAGGUUGGUCUAACUUUCAGAUAAACAAAUUGUCAAGAAGGAGACUCUGGAGCAUGUUUUCAGAGCAUGGGGUAGCAGCACUAACUUUUGAUGAAGUCCUUUACCUUCCAAGAGUGUAAGAACUCAUUACUCAUUACAACAACCACGGGGUGUUGUUCUUUCAAAUGGAGGAAACUUCUUUUGGACCUUGUUGCCCUUAUUAAUGACUGGUUUUAGAAAGAGAACAGUUUUAAUAAGGAAUUGAAACUGUCAGCUGCAGGCUUUCUUCCUGAAAUGAUAUUAUUCUAAAUGUAGGUUCUUUUUUUAGAAUGUACUAAGACAAUAAUAUAUCAAAAGAUAGAAACAAAAACAUGAUGCAUGAACAAUAAAAAGGGAUGAAAGGACAAACAGGAAAGGAAUAAAAAGGGGGCGAAACCCAAAAUAAUUCAUAACAUGAGGAAAACAAACAUAUGGCUGAACCUUAUCUCAAUUAAUCUAUAAACAGCAACUAUCUCCUAAUAAACCUGUCAGCUUGAUAUCUAACAGAGCUAACUGGGGAAAGAGGAAUAAAUAGUAGAUCAUCUACUAUUUCCAAAUCCAGGAUGCUUGUCUUGACCAAAACAGUAUUUGGGUUUUAUUGUACGGCAAACUCUUCAUUGCCUUCAGGGUAUUUAUUAUGUGGAUUUGGGGAAUCUAAUCUUUUCUGGGAAAUGAAGGGAAGAGUAGAUUCAGAUCUACUGAAUCUGAAUCUGGCUGCAAUCCACUGUUGGAAGGUUUUGGACUUCAGUUUCAUUCUUUUCAGGUCAGUGAUAAUUGCUUGAUCCCUUUCUGGUCUACUUCAGUCCUUUAGGAGUGCAACUCCAGGAAUUCUGUAGUCAUUUUCAAGUUGCUGGGUUCCUAUUUUCAUAAUUUCCAGCCGCAUCUGGGGAGCACCAGUUUUGGAAAAACUAUAACUCCAAAUAUAGCUGAUUGGUAAACCACAGCAUUUGCCAAGGAUGAAAAUAAGUGAACUUCCAUAUACAGUGGUCCAUAACAGUGCUGUAUUAGUUAUUGCUAGCUAGCUUUAUAUUGCCUGUGAUAUUUUAUAGAGCGAGUUGUGCUACAGAUGUGGGCAAUCUUUUAACACCUGCAGGUUGCUCUAAUGUUCAUGACACUGUUCCUCAACCUUUGCAAUUUAAAGAUAUUUGACUUCAACUCCCAGAAUUCCCCAGCCACUGAAAUAAGUGGCUCAAUUGUGAAAAUUAGAAGAGGUCAUGAUUUCUUUUAUUUCCCCUUGAGGCUGCAGAGAUCGGUUUCUAUUUUCGAAAAAGAGUUGUUACAUUUGUUUGAGGGAAAGAGUAACAGUUUGGGAGUUUUUUUCUGCCUCAAAAUGGCAUGACUAGUUUUUGAGAGCUGUGGUGCAAUGGGGAUUGGUGGUUCACAAAAAAAAGGUGGGGGCCUCAGGUUGCCUAUUUCUUCUUUAUUGCUUUUCUGUAGGUACAGUGCAUUUUUAAAACUGCAGUUAUCUGAGAAUCAAGUCCAUUGAACUCAGUGGAACUAAUAUUUGAAUAGCUGUGCAUCCUAUUGCCCUAUUUCAUAUUUGCUACAUCAAACAUAGCAUCUUUCAGCACAAUCACAUACAAUGCUGAAAAAUUACACUUCUUAGGUGUCAAGAAUGAAGAAGUGAAGGUGAUUUUUUUGUUGAGAGGAGAUAUUCUCUCAGUGCCAGAAACUAAAGCUGUGUACCCUUCAAACAUGAUUCAGUUUGAACAUUAAGUAAACUCUUAAAAUAGCAGUGCAUUUUAAUAGCCGACCUCUUUAGCAGAUUAUUUGAGAAGUGCAGAAUUUAAAAUCCCAUGGAAUCCAGAGCAGUUCUUGUGAAUCCAUUUUGAAGCAGGAACAGUCUUAUUAAAUGUCUUCUGUUUCAUAUCUGGGAACAUAUAAAAUCUUCACACAACACAUGCAAUCCAGUCAAAUCUGGUAGUAUUGUAUACUUCUAUAUGGUGCCUCUCUUCAUCUUGUCAGGCUUUUGCAUACAAUAAGAGCUGUGAUUAUAUGCUAAUAUAUUGGUUGCAAUGUUUUUGUUGCUGUGAAUGUUAUUGCUCUUAAUUCUAUUUUUUUUAAAAAACAAACUUUUCAAAUGAUACAGUUGUUGUAUAUCACUUAAUUUGAGCAUUUCUGGGAAAAGCUAUUUAUAAAUGGUAAAAAUAAAAGAAAAAAUAAACCAAAAA